GAAGCUGAGGUUGCUGCUGUCAGUUCCACUUCUUCCUCGCCAUUCUCAUCGUUCGCGCCCAUUUGCGUCGUUUUGGAGAAAAUCCCAUUUCAGGUCAUCUUCAGCAAGAAUGGCUUCUUCUCUAUCUGAUCCCAAAAUCAUCGAUUCCCAUUUACAUGUUUGGGCGUCUCCUGAAGAAGCGGCAGAUAAAUUCCCUUACCUUCCGGGAAAUGAACCCACUUUACCUGGGAAUGUCGAUUUCUUGCUCAAGUGCAUGGGAGAAGCAGAUGUUGAUGGUGCACUGAUAGUGCAGCCCAUUAAUCACAAGUUCGACCAUUCUCUAGUGACAAGUGUGCUGAAGAGGUACCCAUCCAAAUUUGUGGGAUGUUGUCUUGCUGAUCCAUCUGAGGAUGGAAGUGGGGUUAAGCAGCUUGAACGCCUUGUUUCAGAGGAUGGUUACCAAGCUGUUCGCUUUAAUCCAUAUUUAUGGCCAUCUGGUCAGAAGAUGACAAACGAAGUUGGAAAGGCAUUGUUCUCGAAGGCAGGAGAGCUUGGAAUCCCAGUGGGUUUCAUGUGUAUGAAGGGUCUCAGUCUUCAUAUUUCAGAAAUAGAGGAACUGUGCACAGAAUUUCCACGGACGGUUGUGUUGCUUGAUCAUUUGGCUUUCUGCAAACCACCAACGAAUGAUGAAGAGAGUAAAGCUUUCCCUCAGCUUUUAAACCUAUCCAGAUUCCCACAGGUAUAUGUAAAAUUCAGUGCCCUUUUCAGGGUAUCAAGGAAACCAUUCCCAUAUGAGGAUUUAUCCCACUCCUUGUCCCAAGUUGUUCACACAUUUGGUGCUAACCGCGUCAUGUGGGGCACUGACUUCCCAUAUGUUGUUCCUGAAUGUGGUUAUAAAGAAGCCAAAGAAGCUGCUUCUCUUAUUGCCAAUCAAGUGCCUUUAUCAGCUUCAGAGUUGGAUUGGAUCAUGGGAAGAACGGUUCUGGAGCUUUUCCCGGGUAAAUGGCGUGGAUGAGCAAUGUUGUUGACCAACUAUUAUUUUCUUUAAACAAGCCAAAAAAAAUAAAAAAUAAUAAAAAAAAUUAUUAUUUUCUUUUGCCGGAGCCUGGAGAUUAGUAAUUUGUGCUGUUGGUUGUAUAUUAUAUUGUUCCUUUUUUAAAAAAAAGAAAAUGCUGUAUUUCUCUAGAGAGAGAGAGAGAGAUUUAGGUGAAUGCCACUUAUUUGCGGAUUUAAUAGAAAAGUAUGGCGGAUGCGGGAAUAUAAGAUUACCAAGCUAAAUUUAUGAUGGAUGAACAUCACCUUCUAUUUGCCCGUGCAUCAUUUACUGA
This is a messenger RNA of Morus notabilis, 1307 nucleotides long. Its product is annotated as 2-pyrone-4,6-dicarbaxylate hydrolase. Bases 110 to 994 code for a protein of 294 amino acids. The transcript is spliced from 10 exons. Gene Ontology annotation, biological process: secondary metabolic process. The record is from RefSeq and is a predicted model, not a curated record. Gene Ontology annotation, molecular function: hydrolase activity; carboxy-lyase activity. Gene Ontology annotation, cellular component: cytoplasm. NCBI's taxonomy places the organism in Eukaryota, Viridiplantae, Streptophyta, Magnoliopsida, Rosales, Moraceae.